Messenger RNA from Rhagoletis pomonella (apple maggot), 2556 nucleotides. RefSeq names its product xenotropic and polytropic retrovirus receptor 1-like. The record is from RefSeq and is a predicted model, not a curated record. Gene Ontology annotation, biological process: cellular response to phosphate starvation; phosphate ion transport. Gene Ontology annotation, molecular function: inositol hexakisphosphate binding. NCBI's taxonomy places the organism in Eukaryota, Metazoa, Arthropoda, Insecta, Diptera, Tephritidae. The transcript has 8 exons. Gene Ontology annotation, cellular component: plasma membrane; Golgi apparatus; cytoplasm. Bases 25 to 2046 code for a protein of 673 amino acids.
ACAGCGGAUCGUUGAGCAGGCAAGAUGAAGUUCGCCGAGCAUCUGUCGGCGCAUAUAACGCCGGAAUGGCGCAAACAAUAUAUCAACUAUGAGGAAAUGAAAGCCAUGCUUUACAUGGCCGUCGAAGAAGCGCCCGCUGUCGAUAGCGUUGAAGAUGAAGUACUUGAAAGACACUUUGCUAAUUUCGAUGAAAACUUCUUUCACUACUGCGAUAAGGAAUUGAAGAAAAUCAAUACAUUCUAUUCGGAAAAGUUAGCUGAGGCGACACGUAAAUUCGCUACACUCAAUGCCGAGCUGAAGACAUGUAUCGAUGAGUCCGAACGUUCGGCGAAAAAAUCGAAAUCACUGAAGAAGCCAGGUUUGCCGCAUCGUAAAGCUGCAGAAUUGAAGCUGGCUUUUAGUGAAUUUUACUUAAGCUUGAUUCUACUACAAAACUAUCAGAAUUUAAAUCAUACAGGUUUUCGCAAGAUUCUCAAGAAACACGAUAAGCUACUGCGCGUCGACACCGGUGCCAAGUGGCGUCAAGAAUAUGUUGAAGCUUCACACUUUUUCACCAAUAAAGAUAUCGAUAAUAUCAUCAAUGAAACCGAAACCACCGUGACGACGGAGUUAGAGGCUGGCGAUCGCACACGCGCCAUGAAACGCUUGCGUGUACCGCCACUUGGUGAACAACAGAGUCCGUGGACUACGUUUAAAGUGGGUCUCUUUUCGGGCAGCUUCAUUGUGCUUGCUGUGGUGGUGGUGUUGUCGGCGAUUUUUCACGACAUUACCGGCGAAAAUCUCAAAGUUACGUUCCGUUUGUAUCGCGGUCCUCUACUCUUAAUUGAAUUUAUUUUUCUCAUCGGCGUAAAUAUAUACGGUUGGCGGUCGUCAGGUGUCAAUCAUGUGCUUAUCUUCGAAUUAGAUCCGCGUAAUCAUCUCUCCGAACAACAUCUUAUGGAAUUAUCUGCCAUAUUUGGCGUUAUAUGGACAUUAAGUAUGUUAAGCUUUUUAUACAGCGCCAGCCUAAGCAUCCCAGCAUUCAUAAAUCCGCUUACACUCACUAUUGUGAUGGUGGCAUUUUUGGUAAAUCCAUUUCAUGUUUUCCACCAUGAUGCACGUUUCUGGUUAUUGCGCAUAACUGGUCGCAUGGUAGCUGCACCUUUUUUUCAUGUUGGUUUCGCCGAUUUCUGGCUGGGUGAUCAGUUGAAUUCACUCACCACGGCAUUGCUAGAUUUCGAGUAUCUGGUGUGUUUCUAUUUUACUAAUGGCAAUUGGUUUGAGGCGCAAGAUGCUACUGUGUGCAUGGAAAAAGAUUUUCUAAUACGUCCGAUAUUUAAUUGCUUGCCAGCUUGGUUCCGUUUUGCUCAAUGUCUGCGGCGUUAUCGUGACACGCGCGAAGCAUUUCCUCAUUUAGUCAACGCUGGAAAGUAUUUCAGUACUUUUGCUGUGGUGAUAUUUGCAACGUUGAGAAGUUUUAAUAAUCGUUACUAUUCAAGCACAUUUGAUAACCCCUACACUUGGCUAUGGAUUAUAGCCUCGAUUAUAUCCUCAUGUUACGCCUAUACUUGGGAUAUAAAGAUGGAUUGGGGUCUGUUCGAUAAGAACGCGGGCGAGAACACAUUUCUGCGCGAGGAAAUUGUCUAUUCCACAGGAUUUUACUACUUCGCCAUCAUCGAAGAUUUGGUGCUGCGUUUCCUUUGGGCCUUAUCUUUUUACCUGACUGAAAUGAAAAUAGUUAGUGGUGAUAUUAUGACAUCUAUUACUGGCAUUUUGGAAGUAUUCAGACGCUUCGUUUGGAACUUCUUCCGCCUGGAGAACGAGCAUCUCAAUAACUGUGGUAAAUUCCGUGCCGUUCGUGAUAUUUCUAUUGCACCAAUCGAUUCAUCCGAUCAAACACAAAUAUUGCGCAUGAUGGACGAGCCGGAAGGUGUUAUUAAUCGCUAUACUAAAACGAAUCGUCCGAAGCCGAAAAAAUCGAAAGAUCCUGAGAAACGUAGCUUACUGCAGCCACGCGGGUCAAUGCAGGACCUCAGUAUCGAUAUUGACGGCACGAAAAAGUUGUAAAUUCACACAUGUGCACUUUUUUUGUGCGGAAAAGUGUAGCAGCAGAACGAAUUAGUUGCUUAAAAGUCUUUCGCUGCUAUAGGCAGUGAAAUGGAUACUUCCAUUGUGAAAACUGAAAACUGAUAAGCAGAUUAAGUGAAAACGUAAAACUUAGCCAAUAAGCCAUAUUCAUACUUGUUUGCCAGCAAUUUUGUACACAAAACGUUUAGUUCAAUUAUUCUCUUGGGCAUUAAUUUAAGUACUUAAAGUAAUAGUUAAUUCUCGGUUUUUUUCUUUAUUUUGUACCGCUGCUAUUACAUACAUACAUACAUAUGUACCUAUCAGGCCAGCUAAAUGUGAAGUGCAGUGAAAUUCCCUUUUAUUUUGAGCGUUCAUUUUGUAAACAUUCUACAAUAUUAGUGUAAACAUAUUCGGCAGUAUUACUUAUGUACGUAACAUAUAUGUAAUACUCCUAUAUUGGCAGUAAGAGCUAGUACCGUCCGAAAACACUACAGUACAGAUAUAUCAAUA